Molecule: messenger RNA, 375 nt
Organism: Pocillopora meandrina
Lineage: Eukaryota; Metazoa; Cnidaria; Anthozoa; Scleractinia; Pocilloporidae
Source: the annotation of a GenBank genome assembly
AUGUUAGGAAGGGUUGCAGUGUUUCAUGACGAGGUGCAAGAAAGGAAAAUAGUAAAGGAUGACGUCAUGUUUAAGGCUUACUAUGGGGCAUACUGGCUUGUCAAAAAGGAAAUUUCCAAUCGUAAAUUUCAAUCUCUACUGGAUUUUCUUAAAUUCCUUGGCCUCAAUGAAAUGGAGCAUUUCCAGUAUUUUUCUGCAGGUUUUAUGAGAGAAAUCUUUUUGGCACUGGGCUCUGCAUUACUUGAUAAGUUGUUGGAAAGGGUGAAGAAAGCAUACUGUUAUAGCUUACUUACUAAAGAAGUUACUGAUGUUUCUGUCCUGGAAAUGUUUGUUACCUUCAUCCAGUACUUUGACAAAAGAUACAGGGAAAGUUGA